This is a messenger RNA of Pseudomassariella vexata, 2256 nucleotides long. RefSeq lists its product as uncharacterized. Gene Ontology annotation, biological process: positive regulation of transcription by RNA polymerase II. The transcript is spliced from 7 exons. Gene Ontology annotation, molecular function: DNA-binding transcription factor activity, RNA polymerase II-specific; zinc ion binding; transcription cis-regulatory region binding. The record is from RefSeq and is a predicted model, not a curated record. NCBI's taxonomy places the organism in Eukaryota, Fungi, Ascomycota, Sordariomycetes, Amphisphaeriales, Pseudomassariaceae. Bases 1 to 2256 code for a protein of 751 amino acids. Gene Ontology annotation, cellular component: nucleus.
AUGGCCGCACAUUUGAGUUCGAAAAAUUUUCUGACUCGCUUCCAAGUGCAUUCCGAGGCCAACCCGUCAAUCCUCAUAGGAUCGUCGAGGUUGUACAUCUGCUGUCUGAGCCUCGUACGCACCAUCCUUGAUACAACUGGUCGACCGGUCCUUGCCCGACGUUCAAGUCCCCAAAUGCCAAAUGAAGCCCCACCAAACUGGCGCUUAUACUUACCAUUCUUGGCCAUCCACCCGAUGCCAAAUCUCUCCCCCACACCUCUGCAGUCCCCUGGCAUGCGGGGAACCAGAAAUCCCACUGAAACCUCGGCUACGGCACGAGGCCGAGACCGCAUUUUCCCGUCGCUUCAGCUUUCCCAGGUCGUCCGAGUCCACCUGCUUGAAUCCUCAACCCGACUUACACUGACUAACCGCGCAAAGUCGCAACAUAGCAUGGCACCGCCGGCGAAGAGGGUCCGGACGGGAUGUUUGAAGUGCCGGGUUCGCCGGCGGAAAUGCGAUGAGAGCAAACCACGCUGUCAACGCUGCAUAGCCGGUGGCUUCGAAUGCCAGUACGGCACCCGGUUGUCCUUUUUACAAAAGAAUGCCUUCACGGUGGAGAUGCCCGAGUCGCCUGCCCGGGAGUCGGUGUCUAGUUCGGGAUAUCGAAAAGUACAAUUCGUCGAUGAAGUUCCUGUUAUUUCACCGCUACAGGGAGUCCCCACCGGAGGAGCCCCCACCGGAGAGCCUUCGCAUCAGGGCCAUGCGAAAAAGCCCACGCCGUCGCAAGGUGAUAGUUCUGUGGAAUACAACGCGGCCCUUGGUGAUGGCGCUUCAAGCCAUGCAUAUACAGAAACGCUCCAACACGCUGAAGUCAACCAAGGUCUGAGGCCGAAUACCCCUGGAGAACGCCAACCCGCAACGCCGGCUGGCGGAUGGCCACCACACAUUCUUGGGCACCCAAGCGAGCCAGCCCGGGAUCAGAUUGCGCUCGAUGUGCUCAUGUCGCUCGGAAACGAACAUGCUGCAGUCUUCAUAGAUAGGAAUGCUCAACGGAAACCACGAGAAAGCAUUCCGGAUAACGACCCCAGCCAUCCAGAAUUUGUUAACGAAGAUGGAGAAAUACGCCAUGAGGAACAGACGACACAGACCUUGGAAGAACCAGUUGAAAAAAUGUCAACGGAGGAAGAAAUAUCCGACGAAGCAAGCUUUGCGUUAUUUAAACAUUAUCGGUAUGAGGUGGCACCUUGGCUUGAUAUCUGCGACCUUGAGCAAUCCUUUGGAGUAUCAGUGUCUUGUGGUGCUACUGAGUCGAAGCCUAUGUACCAUGCUUUGCUGCGCUUAGCAGCGUCGUCGCUCCAGGCAUCUCCAAGAACGAAUAAUAUGUCCGUGUUGGUAAAUGCGGCUCGGUCCGAACAGUGUACCAAAAUUCGCCCAAACAACGCGGAAGAAGCUCUCAUUUGCGCUAGCCUUGAGAGGGCACGACAGCAGUUCAGUGGUGUCGAAACAUCAAGCGAGUGCCGCGAAUACCUCGAGGCGCUUGAUCUCGUGAAUGAGGUUCAUAUAGCAAGAAUUUCUUCGCCCCUGGCGACAGCCGCCGAUCUCCUUCUGUUGAGAAUAGAUCUGGGCGAUGCUCUAAUCCGCGAAACGCCACUACCAAGGGCGCCGCGACCGCCUGAAGAUUUCACCAUGCCAUGGCAUCGCUCUCAGCAUGCCUGCACGGUUUUGCGCUGUGCCUAUAUGCCACUGGCGUUAUGCGUCCGUGCGAUCAACUUUUGCUGGGGCGAAGCUGCAUAUCGCCAGGGUUCGGAUGGGGAUGUGAUCAGCACAUGGACAUCACUGGUGGAGGAGCUGAAUUCGUGGUAUAGCGGACGACCGCAGGAGUUCAUGUCCAUGGCUGAAUUCGACGAUGCCGACGAUGGAUUUCCCAGUAUUCUGUUUACGAGUGGAGCAGGGGUCUUUGGAAACCAGCUAUACCAUACUGCGAUGUUUCUUCUCCUUCGGCACAAACCGCGAACAGCUGCGAUACCGCGUCGAAACCGAUCUUUCACCAUGUCGCCCUUGUGGCACGCGAGGCGUAUUUGCGGCAUAGCCCUGAAUAAUGAUGCCCGAGAGUGCUGGGACACAAGCCUCGUGGCUUCGCUUGUUGUCGCGUCCAAGGUCAUGACCCAUGAAGCGCAACACAGCGCUGUUUUGUCAGGACUUGAUAGGAUCGGGAGAUUGACAGGAUUCGACGUCAGUACAGCCAGGAUUCUCCUUCACGCCGAAUGGGGCAUUUGA